Messenger RNA from Nerophis lumbriciformis (worm pipefish), 414 nucleotides. Lineage: Eukaryota; Metazoa; Chordata; Actinopteri; Syngnathiformes; Syngnathidae. The record is from RefSeq and is a predicted model, not a curated record.
GAGACGAUGGCUGCAACGAUGAAGGGUCCUGUGGGAGUUGAAGAUGUCAAUGUCACUUUCGAGGACCAGCAGAAGAUCAACAAGUUUGCCAGGAGCACGAAUCAAAUGACAGAGCUCAAAAAAGAAAUUGAGUUAAAAAAGAAAUCAUUGCAGAACUUGCAGGAUGCUGGCGAUGACCUAAUGAUGUUUGAUGACGACUCGCUGUUGAUUCCAUAUCAAAUUGGCGAUGUAUUUAUCAGUCACACGCAAGAAGAAACGCAAGAGAUGCUUGAGGCUGCUAAGGAGGAAUUGGAGCAAGAGGUCAAAGAACUUGAAGAACGCGUGUCGGCCAUCCAGAAGCUCCUGUCAGACCUGAAGGUGCAGCUCUACGCAAAGUUUGGCAACGACAUCAACCUGGAAGCGGACGAAAGCUGA